CAAUAAACCACCCAAGAUGAAAUAGAAGCAAAAGCUGUAUUGCAACGCGUCUGUGCAAACAGCUUCAUGAAGAGGGUCUUUUUGCAAAUUCUUAACGAAACACCUUCAACCCGGAUUUUCUUUUCCAUUUUUCAAGGGUCAAUGUCCGACACACAUUUGAACCACUGCCGUCAUCCUGGAAGGCCAGACUCACCCUGGUCCGACAUGUUGCGCUAGGGGCUAGGGCUAAGCCACGUCUGCAACCGACGACUUGCAUCGUCGCUUCAGCCCAGGCUCCUAAUGGGAGCGAAGGUGGCGUCUCCCGUCCAGCUGCGAGAGUCGUCGGGGAUCCCAUUCGCUCUACUAGUCCACAGCAGCCUGCCAAGCCCGCCAUCUUGCGCCUUCGUUGGCGGGGGAGUCAUGAUGUGGCCGCCCACCGCCUGCCAGCUGGGCUCUCGUCGGGUUUGGGCCGAACCACUACUCUUAGAGGCUCGAGCAUUCGUCCUCUUUCUGGCAUGUGCGACUGGGAAAUGCCGUCCGAUUCUUUGUUGUAUCGUUUUGUUUUGGGUUGUCGCCUGCCUAGAAACUUGCCGUCUUUUUCCAUCGUGGUGAAUACUUCAAAGUGAUUCUCAUGUCUCCUAGGUGAUCGGGAGCCCUUUCCAAACAUUCGAAAUGCUUGCCCCAGCCGCGCUGCCAGCCGGGAUCACGCCGGCGCCGACCUUGGCCUCGGCCGCCACACACGGGUUGAUGCGGAGGCAAACAACACACGGCUGCCUGAAUAUCGGACCGUUCAACUGCGAUGGCGGGAUCGGGGCAUGCAUACAAAGCGUGGGCUUUAGGGACAACUCCACCAGAGCUGCAACGUCGUGCUAUUGCGAUCACGGCCCCGAUUAUCUCCAGUGUUUCCACUCUGCCUUGACGUCAAAAUGCCCGAGCUAUGGCAACGAUGAUUUUGCGUUUUACCAGAUAUCGUGGUUCUCGUCCAUGUGCGGGAGCGUCCCUGCAACGGCUAUGGCCCAGAUUAAGCCCCCUUCGACCGUGGUGUUAUCCUUGAGCACCGUUGAAAGCGUCCGGCUUUCGAGCCGCUCGACGCCGCCCCCGCGGACGAGCACACCGCAAUUCACGAGCACCGGCAAGCUCCUCAGCGGCGGCUGCGACACCGCCUCGUACACUCUCAUCGACUCCGGGAGCACCGUUUACUGGGCCGGCUUCGUCGGCUGUAUCAACGACAGGCCCGAGUGCUGCCCCUGGACCAUCGCAAACACCAUCGCCACCGACGCCCCGCCCGUUACCCAGGACGGCGGCGUCAACACCCAGCGGGACAAUGGCGGCGGUCCCUACCCCUCACCCAAAGACGGCGUCCAGCUCGCGCUUCCCCACUGCGCCGAUGAUUACUAUUCCAUCUCUGGGUCCUGCUGCCCCAACGGCUUUUUCCCUUUCACGCGCGCGGUAGCUGGCCAGACACCCUGCUGGUCCUCGAUGAACCGCAUAACCGCGGCGCCAACUCUGACGGCAAACGUCGUAGGGCAGCCUAUCGAUACGGACAAGCCAACAUCCGCGGUUUUGAACAUCGUGCUGGCCAUACAAUAUGCCGUCGUACCCCAGGAAACCAACUCGGGACUGGGCUUGCCCGUGGGGGCCAUAGUUGGCAUCAGCCUCGGGGGCGCGGCCAUCAUCUUGGCGCUCGUACUGGCCUGGUUUUGCAUCCGGCGCAAACGCAGAGCUACCCGCGGGGCGGAGAGCGGACAGGGGGACGGAGGACCCGCGGUUCAAAUGCCCGAGGAGACGGCGGCGGUCCCUGUCAUGAUGCAGACAAAAAGCGCACAAGGAACUCCCGCUGCGGCCAUGGUGCUCAACGACCCGAUUCGAAUGGGCACCGCGCCGCCGCAGGGCCACGAUGGCGGCAUGUUUGCGCCCCGAACCCCGACACGACCGCAGUACGACCCGCUACCCACGGCCUCGCCGCCGCGGCAAAACUACGACGACGCCACCACCGCGUUCGUGUCGCCUGCACCCUUGACGCAGCAGGAGUACCACCAGAUUCCCAUGGCGUCGCCGACCUGGCAAGCCUACGACGGCGGUGUUCUCGCGCCCUUGCCCUCGACGCAGCAGCAGCAGCAGCAGCAGCAGCAGCAGCAGAGCUUCCAGCCGCACGCGGCCCCGCCGACGGCGCAGCACGGUGGUCACAGCCGGAACAUCAGCAGCGUCACCGCGUGGUCGGCCGGCGGCAUGUCGGAGAGCGAGGUCAGCAACAUCGGCUCCGGGGACGCGUGGGGCGCCAGGGGCGCCGCCAGUCCCGGCGAGGCCUUUGUGCCGCGCUACCAGGAUGACGUGAACGGUCAGCAGCAGAACCAUCAACCGGCGUUCAUCCCUAACCCGAGCUCACCUGCGGGCGCGUACGAGCGGUCACAUUGGCACAAUAUCCCGCGGACGUAGUAGCCGGAGGGAGUGCAGUGUUGUGCAGAAAGUCACCGGUUGCUAGCCGGUGCAGCAGCAGCGGCCUUGUUGCCACACGACUCGCCACUACGGGUAUCUCCUGCUCAAUACUGACAACAGGGUUGUUCCCUGUAGAAAUAGCAUCACUGGGGCAGUAAUAAGAACAUAUGUAAAAAUCACUGGCGCUGGUGGUAACAUUUUGAUACUCCUGUUUGUAGGCUCGGAUCUUUUGCGAGUGGUGAGUGACAACUGUUUCGGAAUUGGAG
Gaeumannomyces tritici R3-111a-1 is the source of this 2681-nucleotide messenger RNA. RefSeq lists its product as hypothetical. The transcript is spliced from 6 exons. NCBI's taxonomy places the organism in Eukaryota, Fungi, Ascomycota, Sordariomycetes, Magnaporthales, Magnaporthaceae. The record is from RefSeq and is a predicted model, not a curated record. Bases 652 to 2415 code for a protein of 587 amino acids.